AUGAUGCAGGCUAGGCGGCCGUUCCCCGUGGACGGUCUCCUGCCGAAGCAAGCGACGAAAGCCGAUGCGUUCUUGCAGCGAUGCCCUACGUACGAUGGCCGCGGCGUACGUGUAGCCGUGUUGGACACGGGUGUCGAUCCAGCUGCCUUGGGUCUAAAUGGUCCCAACAAGGUCGUGGACAUCAUCGACUGUACAGGCGCUGGCGAUGUGCCACUGCAGACGGUGGAAGCGCAGCCAGGUGCCGAAAGCGAUACGCUGCAGCUUACGUCGCCUGCAACAGGCCGCACCUUGCUCGUGUCCGCAUCGUGGCCGAAUCCGACGGGGGUUUGGAAAGUCGGCACGAAGCGUGCGUAUGAUCUGUGGCCCACAUCGCUGGUCGAGCGUCGUACGAAAGAGCGCAAGGAGGCGUUUGAUGUGAGCCAUGCCAAGCUGUUGCAACAGGCACGCAAUGAUCUGAAUGAGGAAGAAGCACGCCUGGCCAAGUGCAAGGAGUCAGCCGAAAAGGCAGCCGCAGCGCAGCGUGUGGACGAGCACAAAGCGCGUGUGGCUGUAUUGCAGGAUAUGCACAAGAACUGGCACGAUCCUGGCCCGAUACUCGACGCCGUCGUGUUCCAUGACGGUACGCACUGGCGUGCAGUCGUGGGCGGUGGUGAGGGCGACGUGACGAGCCCUACCGAGGGUGAGUCGUCGUCGCUCUAUGCGACGACACUCGAUUUGCGAGCGCACAAGCGGCUCACAGACUACCGUGUGGAACGUGAGUGGUCGUACUUUGGUGACAUGGAUUUGCUCACGUACACGGUGAACAUUCUGCAGGACGGUGGGCUGCUAUCGAUUGUGACGCUCUCUGGGACGCAUGGUACGCACGUUGCGGGCAUUAUUGGUGCGCGUACGGAAGAGGCAGCGACCAAUGGUGUGGCGCCCGGUGCAGAAAUCGUGAGUCUGCGUAUUGGCGACUCGCGUCUAGGCAGUAUGGAGACGGGACAGGCGCUGCUACGCGCGGCGCAAGCCCUGAUCGAUACCAAGUGCGACGUGGCCAACAUGUCGUACGGUGAAGAUGGUGGAUUCACACUGGAAGACAAGGGCGCGUUCGCGGAGGCGCUGCAGCGUGUGAUUCGUGACCACCACGUCUGCUUUGUGAGCAGUGCUGGCAACAAUGGCCCAGCGCUUACGACCGUCGGCCAGCCUGGCGGUACGACGUCGGGGGUACUGAGCGUCGGUGCGUAUGUCAAUGCCGGUGCGAUGCAGCAGGCAGAGUAUGCCUUGGUCGAGACAGGGGUGCCCUCGAGUGUCACGACAUGGUGCAGUCGCGGCCCUGCCGCCGAUGGUGCGAGCGGUGUGUCGAUUUACGCACCGGGCGCUGCGAUCACGUCGAUUUGCCGCUACGCAUUGCAGUCCAAACAGCUGAUGAAUGGUACGUCGAUGAGCAGCCCAAAUGCAGCUGGCGCUGUGGCGCUGUUGGUUAGUGCAUGCAAGGCAGAAGGCAUUCCCGUCUCGCCGUUCCGACUCUUCCGCGCGAUCGAGGCGACAGGCGCCGAUGUGCAGGAUCCUUUGGACGUCAAGUUCCUGGAUGUGGAGAAGGCAUGGGAGUAUUUGCAAGCGCAUCGCGACGAUCCGUACGCGGAUGCCGAGAUGCGUGUGCAUGUGACGCCCGCCGGGAAGCCCCUGGGAUACGGCCACAGUCGCGGUGUGUACCUACGGGAGGCCGAGGAGACCCAUCGUACGUCGCAGUUCAAUGUGACGGUGCAGCCGACGUUCUCCUAUGGUGAGACGCAGCGCUCGUUUGCCUUGGAGAUUCGUGCGUCGCUGCAAGCUACAGCGCCGUGGGUGCAUGUGCCAGAAUUCCUGGUCCUAGGCAGCAACGGACGUACGUUCGAGAUUCGCGUGGCGGCGGAUCAGUUGCCGCCCGGUCUGCACUCGGCCAAGAUUGUGGCCCGCGAUACGGAGCGUGAUGAUACCGUGGUGUUGGAAGUCCCUAUCACUGUGGCCAAGCCGGUCGUUCCCCUCGGUGCGACGCAUAUCUUACCGCACACGCACUUUGCGUCGGGCGAUAUUCGCCGCGAGUUUGUACAAGUGCCACCGGGAGCAACAUGGGCCGAGAUUCGUGUGCGAAGCCAGCGUCAUGAGGCCCCCGGGACGAGCGCGCGGUUCUGGCUGCAUUUACUGCAAUUGGAGCCCCAACGUCGCUUGUGCGAGGUGGAGCACCAGUACAUUCUGGCGCUCAACGAGAACGAGCCUGUGACGAAGCGCCUGCCUGUGCAGGGCGGCAUGACACUCGAGGUGUGUGCGGCGCAGUUCUGGUCGAACAAGGCUGGCUUUGAGCUGGAAUGGGACUUGGAGUUCCAUGGUCUGGGCGCACCGAUGAAGACGCUUACGACGACCAGUGGCCAAGGCUGGACAUCGUUGCCGCUCCGUAGUGAGCUGCGUGUGGAAGAGUGCAAACCCAGCGUAAAACUCGACACGCGCCGUCAGUUUGUGCGUCCACGUACGCAUACGAUCCGGGCGCUGCGGGACGCGCGUGAUCGUCAGCCAUCGGGGCACCAGCUGAUGGAGUUGACGGUGGAGUACCCAAUCACGGUGAAAGAAGCCACCUCCCUUACGUGGCGCCUUCCGCUGAGUGGUCACUUGUACGAUGGGAGUGUGACACUCUUGACUCAGCUUCUCGACCUGCACCAGGCGCAAGUGCACUUUGGCGAUGUGUACCCGAAAGACGUGUCCUUGAAGCCGGGUGAGUACACGCUGCGUGUGCAAGCUUUGCAUGAGUCGGCAGAUGUGCUGGAGAAGCUGCAGAACAUGAGCUUGACCAUCGAUCACAAGCUCAAGAAGGAGGUGGCGUUGGACGUGUACGCUGACCACCUUGACUUGCUAGGCAGCGGCAAGCCUAUCAAGGACGCCAUCAAGCUCCUGCGUGGCGAGAAUGCGGUCGUGGUCAUCGAUACAAACCUUGAAGGCGAUAAGCUGCCGAGCGAGGCGAGUGCGGGUGAUGUGCUGCUGGGUACCGUGCAACUGGGUGGCCAAGCCAAGUUGCCCCUCGAGGUCGUUGUGGGCCCGGCACCUGCCACGUCGAACGACAAGGCGGCGCCCCCCAGUGACCCGACGCCCUUGCCGACAUUGCUUGCAGGACUCGUGUCGAAGGUGGCGAGCGAGGACAAGGAGGCGUUCCUGGCACGCCUCGUGAGUGACCAUCCUGAGAGCCUCCCUGUGCGACUUGCUGUGCUAGAGGCGUGUGAUGCAAAGGAGGUGGAUAAGACGCUCCAGGCAGCGGAAGGUGUGCAGUCGUGCAUCGAUGAGACGGCACUUCGCUUGUGGCUUGGUACGCAGCAGCCCCCUGCGUCGGAGCAAACCGACGAGCAGAAACGCGAAGCAGAGAAGAUGCAAGCGCAGAAGAAGGCACUUGCGUUCGCCUGGCUGCGUCAGGCACAGGCAUUGGCGUACCGUGGCAGUCACGACGAGAGUGCGGCAGCCAUGAAGCAUGCGCAGCAGUUCAUCGACGAGGCAAGUGAUGCCAAGACCAAGGCGCUCUUGGCCAACCUGCGCACUGAAUGGCACCGUUCUCACGAACGCUUCGGCCUAGCGCUGCAGAGCGUACGUAAGCAGUUGGAGGUGCUGGGCCAUGCGACCAGCGACACACGCGAGGAGUGGGCGCGGGCGCAUGAGCUGGAAGCUGCGCUGCUUCAGCAGCUUGCAUGGACGUGCUGGUGGAAGCAUACGCAGCGCUGGUCGUGGCUCGAGAAGCCUGCAGCGCCAGAGCCGUUUUAA
Malassezia pachydermatis is the source of this 3756-nucleotide messenger RNA. Its product is annotated as tripeptidyl-peptidase ii tpp2. Gene Ontology annotation, cellular component: cytosol. Gene Ontology annotation, molecular function: tripeptidyl-peptidase activity; serine-type endopeptidase activity. The record is from RefSeq and is a predicted model, not a curated record. Lineage: Eukaryota; Fungi; Basidiomycota; Malasseziomycetes; Malasseziales; Malasseziaceae. The coding region runs from base 1 to 3756 and encodes 1251 amino acids. The transcript has a single exon. Gene Ontology annotation, biological process: proteolysis.